AUGCCGCCUGGCCCUCCGCCUGCCUCCACAGCAGCAGCAGCAGCAGCAGCAGCAGCAGCAGCGGAAGGCGCAGCAGCGGGCGCAGCCGAGGCUGCAGCUGCGCCUCCCGCUGCUGCUCCCGCCCCAGCGCCUGCUGCUGCGGCUCCUCCUGCUGCAGCGCCUGCUGCUGCGGCUCCUCCUGCUGCAGCGCCUGCUGCUGCAGCUCCUGCUGCAGCAGCAGCAGCAGCAGCACGGCCCUCGCGGGAUGUCCGCGGCAGCAGCACCCCGGCCCCCAGCGCCAGUGCUGGCAUUCAGCUCCACAGUUUGCAAAAGGGGCCCCCAGGGCACGGGGGGGCCCCCUCAGGGGCCCCCCAAGCCUCUCAGCAGCAGCAGCAGCAGCAGCAGCAGCAGCAGCAGCAGCAGCAGCAGGUUGUGUCGGGGGAGGGAGCUGGGGUAUCUUGUCCCGGGGUUGGCGGGGGCAGCAGCAGCGGGCCGGGGGCGGAGGCGGCCUCCUCCUCCUCCGCAGCAGCUGCAGCAGCAGCAGCAGCAGCAGCAGCAGCAGCAGGGGCGCGCGGGCGCGGGGGCUACGCGGAGGCGCUGUACCGGCAGCAGCAGCAGCAGCAGCAGCAGCAGCAGCAGCUGUGCACGACAGUGGACCGCACAGACUCCAGACCUCCUGGAGAAUUCAUCAGAAGACAUGGAUUUAGUAAACCUUUUCAAGUUUAUCAAGUUGCUUCUUGGUUUUUAUUUGCUGCUGACUUGCUGCUGUUCUACUUGGUGGUGGUUCCUGCGGUGUCUGUACACCUCAAGGCGCGGAUAAAUCAUCAAUGA
This is a messenger RNA of Eimeria necatrix, 810 nucleotides long. Its product is annotated as zinc finger DHHC domain-containing protein, putative. The coding region runs from base 1 to 810 and encodes 269 amino acids. The record is from RefSeq and is a predicted model, not a curated record. Lineage: Eukaryota; Apicomplexa; Conoidasida; Eucoccidiorida; Eimeriidae. The transcript has 2 exons.